UUACUAUGGACUCCCACUCACAGAAACCCUAGUUCACAUGUGCGUUUGCUUAUAUAUAUAAGCUCGAGCAACCCUUUGUAACGAAGGGCUGGGCGGCAGAGAAAACCCUAGUUAGUCAAACCAAGGGUCGAAGCGAUGGCCGUGCCUCUGUUGACGAAGAAGAUCGUGAAGAAGAGGGAUAAGAAGUUCAAGAGGCCUUGGAGCGACCGCUUGGUGUCUGUUAAGCCGAACUGGCGCAGACCAAAAGGUAUUGAUUCUCGUGUGAGAAGGAAGUUCAAGGGAUGCAUCCUUAUGCCCAAUAUUGGCUACGGUUCUGACAAGAAGACCCGCCAUUAUCUUCCCAACGGUUUCAAGAAAUUUGUUGUACACAAUGCUAAAGAGCUUGAACUUCUGAUGAUGCACAAUAGGACUUACUGUGCAGAGAUUGCGCACAAUGUGUCAACAAGGAAGAGGAAAGAGAUCGUGGAGCGAGCUGCCCAGCUUGAUGUAGUUGUUACCAACAAACUUGCCAGGCUGCGCAGCCAGGAAGAUGAAUGAGCUUUUUUUUUUUUGAGAUAUUUUUCACAUUACAUUUUGGUAGUAAACUUCUUUGUUAAUGCAAUCUUAUUGCAUUGGAUCAUUUUUAUUUGUUAUGUCAUCGACAAUAUAAUUUUGAUCCUUGGCUCUGUUAUGAGCUAUUUGCUUGAUAA
Messenger RNA from Cornus florida, 689 nucleotides. Its product is annotated as large ribosomal subunit protein eL32z-like. The transcript is spliced from 4 exons. Gene Ontology annotation, molecular function: structural constituent of ribosome. Lineage: Eukaryota; Viridiplantae; Streptophyta; Magnoliopsida; Cornales; Cornaceae. Gene Ontology annotation, cellular component: cytosolic large ribosomal subunit; ribosome. Gene Ontology annotation, biological process: translation. The record is from RefSeq and is a predicted model, not a curated record. Bases 136 to 537 code for a protein of 133 amino acids.